AUGAAUUAUUUUGAAUUUUUUUUAGAUAUAGAAGGAGAAGGCGAAGUUGACUCCAUUUCGAAUAUCGAAUCUUGUGGUCUUCGCGCAGCUGAGCUUUCCAAAAGUGGCCUUUUUGGAUCAUUUGUUGACAUCUCAUGUGGCAAUAGACUGGGCCGAAUGAUUUCUGAAACGCCUAUUGAGAUGCCUGAACCAGUCGACAAGUUUCUCUGCUGCACGCUUUAUAGUGCUGUUUUAACAAAAAAUGGAAAUAUAUUUUGGAGACUUAAGAAAACAUCAUCAACCGCUUAUUGUGACUGCUGGGAGAAGUGCGAAUGUAAAGCAUUGGUUACUGGAAAUAAUGCAAAGAGGGAACAAUUGCUUUCUGGGAUGUUACAAUGCCCUGCAUUGAUUGAUGGCCUUAAUUCUAAAGGGAACACAUUUUACUCUUUUUGGCUCGCACUGUUGUUGAUUGAACAAGAAGGCUAUACGAAGCAUAGUAAGCGCCCUGGACCUACCACCACAACUACAGCAUAUGGCGUUCCUAUACCUGAACAUGAUCUUGAACCACCAAAAUUUGCUAGAAAAACACUCGAUUUGGCAAUAGGAAAUUGGGAUGUUGUAAAAGGUUUGCUUGAUGUUGGUAUCAAAAAGCCGAAUGCUCUCAUUAAUUCCAGAAUUGAAGAUGAUCAGCCAAUUUUAGAAAAUGUUUUUCAUUUGCUCGAACAUAAUGGUUCAACACAUUUGGACAAAUUUGUUUUAACUUUACUUGGCUGGUGUGAAGAAUCGAGCCUUGACACUUCUUAA
Molecule: messenger RNA, 783 nt
Organism: Meloidogyne enterolobii
Lineage: Eukaryota; Metazoa; Nematoda; Chromadorea; Rhabditida; Meloidogynidae
Source: the annotation of a GenBank genome assembly